AGGCCACGCAGAGUCUUGUAAACGCCACAUAUACAUUUCCAUCCAAUAUUUAUUACAAACAGUGCUCAACAACUCCAAAUACAAAAUAUUCGUUGCAUCAGAAGAUAAGUGUUCUUGGUACGGAUAGGGCGUCGUGUAACGACAAUGAAACUACAAGUGUUGUUGGUUUCUUAUCUGACUACUUUAAAUUGCUUGUCGUGUGUGGAUGGCAGAGAUGACGAGACCAGCACUAAUCUUCAAAGCAGAUCAUCUGAGGGACUUCUCAGUGAAACUCUGCAAUUCUGAUAUGUGUGACUACAACUUGCCUUUCAUAAUGUUAAUUGACUUCGUUGAAAACAAGCGGGUGAUGUCAUCCUAUUAUGAUUUCCCCACUGAAGGAAUAGAAAAUACAGGAAACUUACCUUUCAAACAUGGACAGCAAUUUAGAAUCGAUUUAAAAAUUACAAAUGAACUUUUUACGGUUUGGGUUGACGGAAAAUUGACUGACUCUUUCAAAAAUGAAAUGCCUUUGGAAGUUAUUAUGUACGUGCAGGUCGACGGGCAAGCAGAGGUUAACUGGAUUCUAUUCUCAAAAAUGAACCCCGUAAGUGUGUAG
Messenger RNA from Physella acuta, 595 nucleotides. RefSeq lists its product as uncharacterized. Gene Ontology annotation, molecular function: carbohydrate binding. Lineage: Eukaryota; Metazoa; Mollusca; Gastropoda; Physidae. The record is from RefSeq and is a predicted model, not a curated record.